AUGGUGGCAGGUGCAGGGCGUCUCAAGAUGUUUGACUAUGAAUCGGCGACCAAUACUUUUUUUGUUUGGGACGUGAAUGUGAAUAAAGAAGAGUAUCAUGGAGGAUUUGAAAAGGUGUGCUUGGAGAACAUGACAUGGUAUCUACUGGAGGAAGACAUGGUUCCGAAGAGAGAAGACGCUAUGGAUACAGAAUGCAUAGCUUUGGACCCAAACAACGAGGAAAUUAUCUAUCUAGUUAUAGAUGACGAGAUUGUUAUGUUCAACAUUCGUACAAGAAUCCAGUCGAAACUGGAUAGAAGGAUUACUAUUGAUAAUGGUUUGAACUGCGAGUUCUUCCAAGUUGUGGAAGAAAUGGGGAAGGUCAUGGAGUCGGUGCCAAGUGCACAACUGCAGUCGUCAAGCGAGAGUUGUGGAGGAGCUGCUGCGCCUGAUGAGGAGGAUGUUAAGUUGCAUGUAGCCAAAAAGUCGAGGACACAUUUUUAG
Molecule: messenger RNA, 483 nt
Organism: Prunus armeniaca (apricot)
Lineage: Eukaryota; Viridiplantae; Streptophyta; Magnoliopsida; Rosales; Rosaceae
Source: the annotation of a GenBank genome assembly